Messenger RNA from Onthophagus taurus, 666 nucleotides. RefSeq lists its product as uncharacterized. The record is from RefSeq and is a predicted model, not a curated record. NCBI's taxonomy places the organism in Eukaryota, Metazoa, Arthropoda, Insecta, Coleoptera, Scarabaeidae.
UCAAAACAGACGGUUUAUCGUUAAUUCGUGAGUGUUAAUAAAACAGGCAAAUCUGUAUUCAAUAUAAAUACAUGUAUUUUUAAUUAGUUGAACUCCACAAAGUCCAUAAAAAACAACACUCAUCUUGAAGAUGUCUUAUAUCAGUUUACUUACCAUUUUAUUCGCAUUAAACGGGAUUGCAUUAGUGCACCCUUACAAAAUAUGUAAUAAUCCUACACCAAGUCCAUACUACAGUGAAGUUGAAUGUGUUACCACGAAAUGGUUUGUGUAUGGCGGAAGUAACGAUUGUACGGAUUGCUGUAUUACACGCAACAUGACGGUUAUAGAACCAGGAAAAAUUAUUGUUACCGACACUACAAUCAAAAAUGGAGUCACAACUUCUGAAACAUAUAAAGCUACAAGCUUUGGAGCGGAUCCUAUUUAUUACAAGGAAAAUGAUGAUUAUCCCAAAGUAAUAGUCAGUACCGAUUGUAAAACGUUUUGUGUAAUUUACGAUUUUAAAACUGGAGAUAUACACACGUUCACUAAUAAAGUGCACCAAAAACGUAAUUUUCAAAAAAAUUUAGACGGAAUUCAAAAGUGUGGUAUUGAAGUAUACGAUUAUAAUCCUGGAAAAACUUGCAAAGGUGUUGAUGUUUUUCAAUAAAAAUUAAAUAAAAUACUCUA